AUGUUGGAUCUAGUAUCACCGGAAAUCUUUUCGAUACCAAACUUGUGCCUUUUCGGCUUCCUCGUCGCCUCCAUCGCCGUCAGCAGUUUGUUCACGUUAGUUUCCAUGAAACUGCCCACAAAAUGAGAUAAAAAGUAAAAUUUAGACUAUCCUAUGCGACGCCAUGGAUCCGCAGACGACGAUCCGAGUAUUUGGAGCCGGAAACGGUGUACAGAAGCUCUCCGGAACAAUUGUAAGUGGUUGAUUUCUUAACUUUCACUGAAAUAUCGCCCCAGGUUCUCAAAACUGCUGCCCGAAGACCGCGACGCGCCGAAAAGGUACACGCCGUCGUCGUGCUACUUGUCCGUCGUCAUUCCAGCCAUGAAUGAAGAGGUUUUCCUCGAAUUUGUUUGACAAAACCCACAAAGUCAUUUUUUUAGGAACGCAUCGAAAUAAUGCUCGAUGAAUGUUGUGAAUAUCUGGAGAAACGUGCCGAAAACGACAAGAAGUUCACGUACGAAGUGAUAAUUGUCGAUGACGGAAGUACGGAUAGCACUGCUGAUUUGGGAGUGCAAUAUGGGGCGAGACACAAACAUUUGAAGGUUUUGAAGUUGAAAGCGAAUCGUGGAAAGGGUUUGUUAACUGAAUGAAAGGAGAAAUGAAGAAAUAAAUGUGCUACAGGCGGCGCAGUGAAAGCCGGAGUGCUCCACAGCUCAGGAAAGCUCAUUCUCUUCGCCGACGCCGACGGAGCAACAAAGUUCGCCGAUUUCGAGAAUCUGGAGAAGGAAAUGCUGCGAACGGCGGGCGGAGAGCCUCUCGACGAGUCAUUCCCCGCAAUUGUGGUCGGAUCGAGGUCAGAUGCGAAUUCCGCACAGUUCCACUCAAUGCGAAGAGCAUCUAAACUUUAAAUUAUUCUUUUCAGAGCCCAUCUUGAAGCGCAGUCAGUCGCCGAGCGAUCCUUCUUCCGAACGAUUCUAAUGCACGGCUUCCACCUGCUCGUCUACACGUUCGCCGUCCGAACGGUCAAAGAUACGCAGUGCGGCUUCAAACUGUUCACCAGAUCCAUCGCGGCGCGCAUCUUUCCAGUGCUGCACGUGGAACGGUGGGCGUUCGACGUGGAACUCAUCUAUCUGAGCGAAAAAUGGACGGUCCCGGUCAAAGAAGUCUCUGUGCGCUGGAAGGAAAUCGACGGAUCGAAGAUCACGCCAAUCUGGUCGUGGCUCCAAAUGGGCCGAGAUCUUGUGCUCAUCUGGUUCCGAUAUACUGUAAUUUUAAUGUUAUUCUUUCAAACAUUUCAAUUUUUCCCAUUGCAGGUCGGAAUUUGGAACGACGAACAGCCGAAAUGA
Messenger RNA from Caenorhabditis sp. 36 PRJEB53466, 1325 nucleotides. The record is from the annotation of a GenBank genome assembly. Lineage: Eukaryota; Metazoa; Nematoda; Chromadorea; Rhabditida; Rhabditidae.